Cebus imitator (Panamanian white-faced capuchin) is the source of this 2688-nucleotide messenger RNA. Its product is annotated as translation initiation factor IF-2-like. The transcript has 2 exons. Bases 1 to 732 code for a protein of 243 amino acids. The record is from RefSeq and is a predicted model, not a curated record. NCBI's taxonomy places the organism in Eukaryota, Metazoa, Chordata, Mammalia, Primates, Cebidae.
AUGCAUACUGUUCAUUGUCGCUGUCUCAAACAGUUCAGGUUCUUGCAGAAGACAAAAUGUGAGGAAACAGGCCAGCAGCGCAGGACCGGAGGCCCCGGCGGAGGCUCUCGCGCCCAGUGCCCUCCGCCCCGGGCCCGCAGGGACGCCCCCUCCUUCCCGUCUAGAGCGAGUCUUAACUCCGCUCCUGUCUCCCCUGCCCCAGGCAGCUCCAACGUCAGAUCCCACUCCCAACUGAGAACACGAAGCCCAGCCCAGCCGCUUCCUGCCCACCGCCGCAGGAAUUCCCUUCCCCAGCCCAGGGACCGCGGCCCCGCGUCGCUGACCCUAGCGGGGAUCCCCUCGGCCGCCGGGCGGGGAUCCCGGAACUGGCCCCGGAGUGCGCGUGUGGCCGCGGCGGGGAGGGGCGAGGCGGGGAGUUUCCGCCGCCCCGCGGCAGAGAGGGCGGGAGGGCGUCAGCAGCGGCCAGGAGUGGUCCCCGAGGCCGCCCGGGGACCCCAGCCUCCUCCGCCCGGACCGAGCCGCGCUCCCCACACGCACCGCCGCCAGUUGGCCCCGCGCGUUCUCCAGGUCGAGACUAGCAGGCAGAGAACCGCGGGCCCAGGGCCACCCGUCACCUUCCAGUCGCCCCGCCAGAAGCCCCGGGCGAGGAAAAGGAGAGAGAGACAAAAGGGCGCUGGGAGGGAGUCCCCUCACCCCCCGCGGCCCCGCGCCCCGCCCGGCUCUUACUCGUAGUGGCGGAAAAUCUCGUUGGUGACUUUACAGUAGAAAACUUCCUCGUCGGGCCGCAGGUCCGCGGGCGGCUUCUGUCUCACAAACGGCUUUCGGUGUAGCAGCGGCAUCUCCAGUCCGCCCGCGGGCUCGCCCAGACCCUCCGCAGCCCGCGCCGGCCCCGCUUCCCUAUCAGAAUUGGAGGGAAAGGAAAGCCGGUAAGGUGGGGAGCGCUCGGCGGCAGCGUGGGCCGGUCCGCGCGCCGGGGAAAGAAGCUCGGCUGCCUUUUGUGUGACUGACGCGCCGCGGCCGCUACCGGAGCCGAGUUCGUUCCUGCCGCCGUCCCGGCUCCCGGCGAGCGGAGCCGCCGCCGCCCCUACCCUCCGAGCACGCCCGACCUCCCCUCGCCCCGCCGCGGCUCACAAUGGGGCAGGACGCCCCGCCGCGGGGGGCAGUGCGGGAGCGGCGGCGGCCCCCUCCCCCAGGGCCGGCUUUUCGUCCGCCGCCGCCGCCAGGCUCACAACGUGCUCGGCGCGCAGCCGGCCGGCCCAACGCCGCCAGGGCGCUCGCUGCGGGCGGACCCCGGCGCUGCUACGCUUUGUUCCCGGCUCGCCUCCACUUCCCCGCCGGCGCCGGCCGGCUCCCGAGCGACCCUCACCUGCGAACGCGCCGACGGCCACUUGUCCACCUUCGCCACUACAAAGGCACCGAGGGGAGACCCCGUCCUCCCGGGGGACCGCCUCUUGCCGGCCCCGCAGCGCCCCCGGCCGCCGCUUCUCCCGCUGCCACUGCCCGACUUCGCGCGGGGAAUCGCGUCCCACCGCCACUUCCCCGCCUCUCGGAGCUCCUGGGAAGUUUCUGAUCUACUUUCGGCUCUGAAGGAGGAAGAGCUAUUGGGAGGAGCUUUUCACUCCUCGCUUCUACCUUUUUUUUUAUUGGCUACUCGAUGACUUUUACAGCCUGUCACUGAUACAGGAAGAGACAGCGGAGAGCCUGGGAGAGCUACAUUAUUAAUUAAUGGAGCAACCCCUCGUGAAGAUUCAGAAGCAUCCUCCAUGUUUGAGAUUAUCAGCCAAAAGAUCUAGGGAAAGCGCUGGGGGUUCAUAAACACAUGGCUAACAAAGUAAAGCCUUCAAGUCUGGUACCAACGUUUGAUUACACGAUAGGAAAAGGGAUUCCAAUUACGAUUUAACUUGUAUUUUAAAGAUGUGAAAAUAAAUGAAUAAGAAAUAAAAUUUUUUGCUAUGUUUCUUCUUCCAAAUUAGAAUCCAUAUCUUCAAAAAUACUUUGCAUGUGUAAACAUCCAGCUCGAACAGAAGAUACCUUCACAUCAGUUCUGUUUAAUACUUACGGCACUUCAGAGAUUUAGGGAGCAGAAGAAAAGAUUUUUUUUUUUUAAAGUAUAUGUUACAAAGUGUCAUCAUGCCUGUAGGACCCCAGCAUUCUUGAAACUAACGCACCUUUGAAAAGUAAUAUUUACACUGCUGUAAGUGUUUGCUAAGGAUCAAUAUUCAAUUAGAAUUUUAAGGAUCAUGGAUUUACUAGAGAAAAUUCUCCUAAAGCAGCUUUCCCAUAUCAGUAAUUUUUAUUUAUGAAAACAAUUUUAAUGUACAUUAUACAUGUGACCUUUGAAUUCAAUGGAAUUUAAGAAACUAGAACUCAAAUUUUCACUAGCUAUGUUUUAAAGCCUUUUUUGAUAUAGUCCUUAACGUUUGCUUAUUUGCAAAUUAGUAUGUAAGAAUGAGUCUAAAAGUAAGUUUGAAGCAUAGUCAUUAGACGUUAUUUCUUAUUAUUACCAAUACUGCGAAAUGAUAAUUACACAAAAAAUAUGGGAUCAGUUUUAUAACUUCUAAUUUAAGUACCUUUGUACUUUGAAGCAGAAAAUGUAAAAAUCUAAAUCAAGAGUUACUAUUUUUGAUCUUCUUUCACGCUGGUCUUAACUGUUCAUACAGCUAGCAAAAUAAACCUUUGUGAAAGGCA